GUCAACGUAUUGAACUGGUCGUGUGCACCACAAUCUACCGUUACCCAAACGCGAUACUUUUUAAACUGAUUCACGUAAAUAAUAUCGUGUAUUGAUAAAUAAUGAUCUUUUGAUCGCAUGGCCAAGUCAAGUUCCAGAAUAAUCGUUUCAGGUCCCAGGACCGGUGUAUGGGCAGGCAGGAUGCAGGCAUCAUUUUGGCUGCUGCUUUCCGCUGCGGUGGUGUGCGGUAACGAAACACAAGAAAGGCGCUCCAAGCUGCCGUACAUCGCUGAUGCUCUUGGAAAUACUUUACCCCCGCCUUCAAAUUUGCCGGCAACAGUUGGAAGUCCAGUUAAUUUGUUAACACCUGAUAGAUAUGAGUUCUAUACUUUUGACGAGUCAGGAGAAUUGGUUAAAAGACUCAUGACCUUGGAAGAAAUUCAAGCUAUUGUUGCGGCUGGAGAAGACACGGAAGGUUUGGUCACCUUUGCGAACGAUAAUCAACCAACCAUAGCUUUUAAUUUCAGUCAGCCAUCUUAUACAAAGGUACACAGUGUGGUGACUAAUGUUCAAAAUGUUUUAAAGGCUCAAAUGGAAGCGCAUAAGAAUAAACCUAUCAUUCGACCUACUUUAGAUACUCCUGAUGUGUCUGAUUCGUGGAGUUUAAUUUUACCUUCAAUUUUUGGGAACACGGGUCUUGAUAUAACACCCGAUAAAACUACUGGAUCAUACAUUACUCCAGAAACUGACACUAUAGAUUUAGAUCCCCAACUUUACGAUGAGGAAUCUUUGAGCAAAGAAGGAAAUGGUCAAAUAAUUAUAAGUUCCACGGAAGCAGCACUUGAAAAUGAGUCACAUUUUACAACAAGCACUACGAAAUCAAAGUUGACGACUACGUCUACAACAACUUCUACUGCUCCUUCUACAAAACGUGUCCCAACUACAAAAAAUAGUUUCACAACUACUGUCAAGGCAACCACCACUACGACUAUCAAGCCUAGAUCAACUACCACUACUACAACAACAAUUAAGCUAAGGCCAACUACCACCACGACAACUGUCAAGUUAAGACCUACCACUUCUGCUACAACUUUUGUAAAGCCUAAGCCUACGACGACCACUACAACAACGGUUAGGCCAAAAUCUACUAGUACUAUUACAACAAAUGUCAAGCCAAUUCCCACCACUACUACAACUGUUAAGCCUAGACCCACAACUACCACCACAACAACGACAAUUAAGCCUACUACAAAGCCGACAUUAAUAUUAUCAAGUACAACCGUACCACCAAUCUCAACAUCCACUAAAGAGAAUACAUCGCCUAGUACAGAAAAAACUCCAGAAAAGGUGACAGUUGCUACUGAUCGAGUACAAGUCGAUUUUCAUUAUGAACAAACAACUGAAAGAGGUGAUAUCCAAUACGAAAAAGUUAGUACAUUUAUACCUGUAUCAACUUUUACUUAUUUACCAGAUCGUACAACAAAGUUGCCUUUACAAGCAACAAAAGAGGAUCUAGCCCAAUUUGAUAGCGAUGACAAGAAUACCUUUACAUCUGUUUCGAAAUCUCCAACAACCUACACAUCGACCUUUGAUAGUGUGUCGUCAGUAAACAACCAAGAGUUAGAAAAAAAUAACUCGACGACAAUAACCACUCAGUCUAUUUCCCCGUCAACUUCUGUAACAUAUACGCAAAGCACUUCUACUGAACAGUCAAUAAAAAAAAUUAACGUGCAACAAAACCAUGCAAACGCAAACACACAAGAGAGUAUUGCUACCGUUGAAGGGGAAUCAAUGGAUUCUAUGUUUGAUGUAGCACAAAGUAUGAUUCAAAUAGCUUCUGAUCUUGGAGGCGCACAUACACCUACGUCUUCUUCAAAUGAUUUGAUGGAAAGCACAUUAAGUAACGGAGUAAAAUUCGAGAGUAAAGAAAAUUUAGACAUAGAUAUUCCCUCUGAAGUGGAAAAUGCUAGCAAAGUUAAAAUAGAUUUAAAAAAUAAUACUGAUAAUUAUAUUAAAAUAUCAACACUAGACCCUCAUGAUAAAAGGGAAAAUACAACGACAGUUUCUAAAGUCAAUUCUAAUGAUAAACACACACAAACAACAAGUUCUCCAUUACUAGCUUCAAUGACCACAUUGGAUCCUGUUUUAUCCGAGUCAAUGGGUGAUUUAUUGUCCCAAGUAGUCAACGAAGGCCCUGAUAAUAAAUUCGAUGGAGAAAAUUUGACAGAAGAUGACCAAAAAAUCUCAGCAACUGAACUACCAACUAUAGUUACAACUGAGUACAAGGAAAAUAUUGAAUCAACAACCGAGGUUGACGUUGACGAUAGCAAGAUACUUACAUCGUCUGAGGCACCUUCUGGUUCUAACUUGAGUAUUAUUAAAAAUGAAAAUAAUGUAAAUGGAAAAACACCAAUAGAAAAUAUUACAAUAACAGCAAAUAAAGAGAAUAUGAUACAGGUUUCUACAAUUAACUCUGCAUUAUCUGAAGAUAAGUCUACCUUAACAAUUUCCGUGUCAGAUAUUAAUUCCAACAUAAAGAACGAUACAUUUCAAUUAAGUAGUGAAGCUAAAAAAGUACCUCAGUUAAAUUUAGAAGAUACUAAAUCUUCAAACUCAACGCUACCUUCCUAUAAAUCUGAAACAGAGCAGUCUCCUGAAGACAAAAAUAUUAAUUUCAAAUCAGAUAAAAACAGUUUUGAUACUAGCAAAAUAGAAGAUAAGGAAUUCACUGGAAUAAAACAAAGCGAGAAAGUUGCUGAAACAAAAGUUCCACCUAAAAUCGAGGAUUUUAAAAAGAAAAUUCAAAAAGUUAAUAUAGACGAUAAAGAGCUAGCGAGUGACAGGAACAAUUCAUGGAAAUUAAUACCUACCGUAUCUCCAACUAAUAUCCAUGAUAUGAUAAAAAAUUCUAAGGACAAGCCUAAAACAGAUAUCUACAACUUACCGGAAAGUAAUAAUGAUAAAAAUAUUAUUUUAGACUUUUCCAAAGAAAAUCAAGGCUUAGAGUUAACUACUAAAGACCUGAGUGAAGAUAUUGCACAGUUUAGUAAACUGUGUAAUGAAUUGGCUUUCAGAUAUUGGAACGACUUGGUGGAGACUAUGGAUACAAAGAGGAGUUUUGUAUUUUCUCCUUAUGCCGUCACUUCUAUGUUAGCUAUGAUGUUUAUGGGUGCGAGAGGCGCGACUUCGGGAGAAAUGAAUGAAAUAUUGAAGCUAGAUGAUAUGGUGACAUUUAAUCCACACUUUACAUUAAAAAAUAUAUCUGAUUCAAUAGAAAUGACGCCUGCCUCAGGAGUUGCUGUCUCAGCAUUCAUAAGAGAACUGUAUAGUGAUAGAAAUAAAGGAAAAAUUUUAACGUUUUAUAAAGAAAGAGUUCAACAUUUCUAUAAUGGUCACGUUGAGGAGGUAAACUUUAAAUUGAUCAGUGAUAUCAUACGUAGAAGAACAAAUUUACUAGUGAAGAGAUAUACGUGGGGCAAAAUAUUGGAAUUCAUGAAAACCAAUACUAUUGUCAUGCAACCUCCAUUGGCAGCUUUCUCGGCUAAUAUUUUCCAAACGGACUGUUCUGGAACUUCCGUCGAUGGAAGAGAUGGAGAAUUGUACUUUGUAGUAUCACCGAACGUGCGUCAACGAAGACUCGUGCCCGUACCAGCUGUCGUAUACAACAACUUUUUGGCUGGCUACGACCCAACUCUCGACGCUACGGCUGCCUCUUUAGGAAAUAUAAAUUCAAUCGUAAGUACGAUAUUCGUAAUGCCUGGCCAACAAGGUAACAUCGUACACGCAGAAGACUUGGAAGAACUAGAGAAACGUUUGCUGAGUUCUGAUUCAACUACUGCUGCAUGGAAUCGCUUAUUACGUACUCUUCUUCCACGACUCGGUCUUGAACUCCAGAUACCUAGAUUUUCUCACAAAUCUACAUUUAAUAUUACAUCUACCCUGCAAAGGAUGGGUCUCAAAGAUUUAUUUGAUGCCGAGCACGCUGAUUUAGGUGGACUAAAUGGUCCGUCGAAGGAUUUAUAUUUGUCGGACAUGAUACAAUCUAACACGUUUGUUACUUGUGGAGAAAAUGUAAUUGGUGAACAGCAUCACAUAGAACAAUAUCCAGAAUUACAAAAGCGUCGUUCAGCGAGAUGGGUGCACGGCUGGGAUGAGCCAAGAGAUUAUCAGCGAGCUUUUCACGACCCUCAUGAUGUUGGUGAAGCGAUGCAUUUGCCGUUACAUUUGCGACCAAGACAAGCACGUCUGCCGGCGAGAAACGCUCAGCCGGCUAGAUUAAAAUUCGACAGACCAUUUUUGUUCUUCGUCAGACAUAAUCCUUCAGGCAUGAUACUUUAUGUUGGUCGGUACAAUCCGAGGCUGUUGCCGUGAAGAUUUUCAGUAAAGACUGCUAGUGUAGUGUAGUUAAUAAUACUCCUUUAAGGAAAGUGAUAAGGUUUCAUGCUGACGCGUGUGAUAUACGAAAGAAGUUAUUCGAUGAGCAUUUACGUGACAGUAUUAAUUAUUAGUGGCUUUGUAUGCAUUACAAUUGUAUAUCUUUGCAUAUACUAACUUUGAACGUAUGAGAGGAUGCUAUGAAUAAUAAAAUAAAAUAAUAAUAAUUUUAGAAUAGUUAAUUAUCAUAAAG
Papilio machaon (common yellow swallowtail) is the source of this 4606-nucleotide messenger RNA. RefSeq lists its product as uncharacterized. The coding region runs from base 118 to 4350 and encodes 1410 amino acids. The record is from RefSeq and is a predicted model, not a curated record. The transcript is spliced from 4 exons. Lineage: Eukaryota; Metazoa; Arthropoda; Insecta; Lepidoptera; Papilionidae. Gene Ontology annotation, molecular function: serine-type endopeptidase inhibitor activity.